AUGUCUCUGAAGUCAGCACUAGUAUGUCUAUCCGUCUGUCUGUUCGGAAUCUCGGAACAGACAGAAUCUAAGUACGCAGACAAACUUCUCUUGGUUUCUAUGGACGGUUUCCGAUGGGAUUAUCUUUACAAAACUUACACGCCGAAUUUCGACCUGUUCGUGAAACACGGCAUCAAAGUGGACUACGUGAACAAUUCGUUUGUGACCAAGACGUUUCCAAACCACUACACUAUAGUAACAGGAGUGUAUGAAGAAACCCACGGAAUCGUGGACAAUUCCAUGUAUGAUCCACUUUUCGACGAAAAAUUCCACAUGGGAAUGACAGAUACAAAAUGGUGGAAUGAGGCCGAACCCAUUUGGUGUCACGUGAAGCGAUAUAACCUAACAUCCGGGACUUACUACUGGCCCGGAAGUGAAACUGAGAUUAAUGGCUUACGACCAGACAAAUGGUUGAAAUACUCCGACCACACCCCAUUCCGGAAGCGCGUCGAUGACGUCAUGGACUGGUUCACCAAUGACAAGCUGAACUUUGUCACUCUCUAUUUCCCUGAGCCUGAUCACACUGGGCAUGCGCAUGGCCCAGAUUCUCCGGAAAUCGUCGAGAAGGUGAAAGAAAUGGAUGGGAUAUUAGGAUACUUGAUGUUAAAGUUAGAGGAAAAUCAGUUAACAGAUGAAGUAAACGUCAUAGUGACGAGUGACCACGGAAUGCAUUCAAUUGAUGUGAAAAACAAGGUAGUUGAUAUUUACGAUCACGUAAACAGAUCACAGGUCCAGAGGAUUCCCUCGCAAGGUCCAGUGGCUCAAAUCCAGCCCGUGGACGGACAGACGGACGCGGUGGUUAACCAACUAAGGAACGUUCCUCACAUUACGGUCUACCACAAGCGAGACAUCCCAGACCGACUCCACUACAAACACAACAGGAGAAUUAUGCCAGUGUUGGUCAUGGCCGACGAAGGAUGGCUGAUAACCGAUCACAGUGCGUCCCUGUCACGAGCUAAACACUACCACGGUACACACGGCUGGGACAACAGCCUCAUGUCGAUGAAACCAAUCUUCGUAGCCAGUGGUCCAAACUUCAAGAAGAACACCCGUUUUGGACCAAUCAGAAACGUCGACAUUUAUCCUCUGAUGUGCGAACUCAUGGGAAUUCCCCCAGGACCGACCAAUGGAAGUCUUGAUUCCGUCAUCGACUUUCUCGUUCCCUCUCAUCAACUUACCGACCCGACAGUCCAUGUUCCUUGGAUUGUAGGGUGAUAACUCAUGUAACCCCCCCCCCCCCCGAAACCCCCCAGUUUGUUUAAAAAUCUCAAUCUUAAUAUUCAGUUCGGCCUUUAAAAAUGUGUUUCCAGGAACGUGCCCGAAAAAAAGAGCCCCUCGAAAACAAAUAGGGUAGGCCCCCCCUUUUUUUAGGUAAGGUCAGUUUCCCGGGGGAAAACCCCCAUUUAUUUUCAGACUUACUUCAUGUAGCAUAUUAUUGUUUCAACGUUACGGGCUGCAAUAAAAUGAUGUGCAACUGUUCAUUAAAAGAGAGAAAGAAA
Messenger RNA from Gigantopelta aegis, 1538 nucleotides. RefSeq names its product bis(5'-adenosyl)-triphosphatase enpp4-like. The record is from RefSeq and is a predicted model, not a curated record. The coding region runs from base 1 to 1254 and encodes 417 amino acids. NCBI's taxonomy places the organism in Eukaryota, Metazoa, Mollusca, Gastropoda, Neomphalida, Peltospiridae. The transcript is spliced from 4 exons.